Messenger RNA from Macadamia integrifolia, 556 nucleotides. Its product is annotated as CAAX prenyl protease 1 homolog. The record is from RefSeq and is a predicted model, not a curated record. The transcript has 5 exons. Gene Ontology annotation, cellular component: endoplasmic reticulum membrane. Gene Ontology annotation, biological process: CAAX-box protein processing. Gene Ontology annotation, molecular function: metalloendopeptidase activity. Lineage: Eukaryota; Viridiplantae; Streptophyta; Magnoliopsida; Proteales; Proteaceae. The coding region runs from base 1 to 396 and encodes 131 amino acids.
AUGCAAGAUGUUCGAAGGUUCCCAGCUUGGCAGAAAGCUUCAAGGUGGCUGUUACAGCUCUUCCUUUGCAUGUUAAUAAGGAUCUAUUUCAAAGUUUUGGGUUUGACACAGCCGGUGCUCAUUGGGCUCAUCAUCUUUGAGCGCACUGUAAAUCUUCUCCAGCAUCUUCUUAGCUUUGGUCUUAAUCUUGUUAUUCGAUCUUUUGAAUUCCAGGCUGAUGCUUUUGCUAAGAAGCUCGGUUAUGUGAAGGCACUUCGUGCUGGUCUUGUGAAAUUACAGGAAGAAAAUCUUUCGUCCAUGAACACUGAUCCAUGGUACUCAGCCUACCACUAUACUCGUCCUCCACCUGUUGAAAGACUGGCAGCGCUCGAUGAACCUGACAAGAAGGUAGAAUGAGGGAUAAUUUAUUGACAGGAAAUGACAAAUAUGAGCGCCUUGCUGCACCCAUUAGAGAGGUUAAUUUUCUCAUCAAGGUGGACCAUUGCGAGAAUGAGCAUUGAUGAAUCUUCUUUUGCUUUCUAUAUGAAUCAAGUUGGAACUAGGAGUCUUGACAUUU